Messenger RNA from Patiria miniata (bat star), 3753 nucleotides. RefSeq names its product casein kinase I-like. Gene Ontology annotation, cellular component: cytoplasm; nucleus. Gene Ontology annotation, molecular function: ATP binding; protein serine/threonine kinase activity. The record is from RefSeq and is a predicted model, not a curated record. NCBI's taxonomy places the organism in Eukaryota, Metazoa, Echinodermata, Asteroidea, Valvatida, Asterinidae. The transcript is spliced from 7 exons. The coding region runs from base 360 to 1370 and encodes 336 amino acids. Gene Ontology annotation, biological process: peptidyl-serine phosphorylation; signal transduction; negative regulation of canonical Wnt signaling pathway.
GUCGCUGUGGUUAUAAAAAUGGUCAUGUUCCGAUGUUUAUCUAUUUUUUUCACAUCGACAAAUCUGUAUCAUUUAAAAAUUAAAACUCAUUGGAAAACAGUGAUAAAUGCCUCAUAAAUUGUCGGCGAUUUCAAGUUGGAAUACAUUCGAUUCUUGCGUUCGAAAAUAUCGAUUCAAAAUUAGUAUCGAUAGUCGCCAACACAACAAUCAUGGAUACUCAUCACUCGGGUGUGUAAACAACGUUUCCCGCAUCGCUAUUUUUGAUUUUUAGAAGACGUACAUGUAUGUUUAUUAGCUGAUUCACCAACAAAUAACACAAAUGUUCACCACGUGACGAACUAGCCACUUGAAGAGACAACAUGGCCGCCUCGUCGGGAUCCACGACAAAAUCUGAGUUUAUAGUGGGCGGGAAAUACAAGCUGGUGAGGAAAAUUGGCAGCGGGUCGUUCGGCGAUAUUUAUUUAGGAAUCAACAUCGGCAAUGGCGAUGAGGUUGCUGUCAAGUUAGAAUCACACAAAGCAAGGCAUCCACAGCUUCUAUAUGAAAGCAAACUCUACAAAAUACUGCAGGGAGGAAUUGGAAUUCCAAAAAUCAGUUGGUAUGGCAACGAGAAGGAUUACAACGUCCUGGUCAUGGAUUUACUGGGACCGAGUCUGGAGGACCUGUUCAAUUUCUGCAGCCGCAAGUUUACGAUGAAGACGGUCUUAAUGUUAGCCGACCAGAUGAUCAGUCGUAUUGAGUUUGUCCACGGCAAGAACUUCAUCCACAGGGACAUCAAACCAGAUAACUUCCUGAUGGGCAUCGGCAAACACUGCAAUCAGCUCUUCAUCAUUGACUUUGGACUGGCCAAGAAGUACCGUGACAGCCGGUCCAAGUCACACAUCCCAUACAGGGAAGACAAAAACCUGACUGGGACAGCGAGAUAUGCCAGCAUCAAUGCGCAUCUGGGGAUUGAACAGAGUCGGCGCGAUGACAUGGAGUCCCUUGGCUACGUACUGAUGUACUUCAACAGAACCACUCUACCCUGGCAAGGUCUGAAAGCUGCCACCAAGAAACAGAAGUAUGAGAAGAUCAGUGAGAAGAAGAUGUCCACACCGGUAGAGGUGCUGUGUAAAGGCUUCCCUGCUGAGUUUUCCAUGUACCUCAACUAUGCACGGGGUCUGCGCUUUGACGAGGCCGUCGACUACAUGUACCUGCGCCAGCUGUUCCGCAUCCUGUUCCGCACCCUCAACCACCAGUACGAUUACAUCUUCGACUGGACCCUGCUCAAGCAGAAGGUGGCCCUGCCCCCGAGCCACCCCAGCACGGCCAACCACAUGACGGCUCAGGGCACGCGCCAGUCCGAGAGUAGAAACAUGAGCCGGCGCUGAUCAGCUCCUUUCGCUGAAUAAUGGAUUUGGUGGUCUCCCGGAACACAUCUGAGGUGGUGCUCUGAAAUGAUGCUGAGGCGUACUGUCUAACUGUACUCCAAGGUGUGGUGAUUUAACAGAUGCGUUCUGAUUUGCAAACAAAAGACAGAGACUUCAAAUGCAUGCACAUUUUGUAAUGUGCGCGGGAUGCCACUGAAAGGAGUUUGAUUUUCAAUCUACUGAUCACCACCUUGUGAUUUUAAACAGAAACAAAUGAGAGUGUUGUAAACAGCAUCUGAAAUAAACAGUCAGUUGUCUUAAGUUGUACAAAAACAAAAUGAGCCCCACGUUCAUGUUAUGGUCCCAGAACCCAGCACGGGUCACGAUGCACCAUUGUCUAUAUAUUCUUCAUUUUGUGAAUAUUGUAAAUUAUUGCGUAAUGCACAUAAGCUGUCUGAUACGUCCGAAUUUUCAAGCAAUUUUUUUUUCAAUGAGGCAUUUUUUUAUACCGCUUAAGCUUAACUUGACCAAAUAACCCUAAUUUAAGUCCGGGGUUUUCGUUUUCUUGGUCUUUGUAAAUGAGAUCUUUUUGACAUCUAAAACAAUUGGGUUUUGUGGUUUCAGUUGUGGAGAAGUACCAUUUUCCACAUUGUGUAGCAAUCUUUGAAUUGAUAUUAUCUUUUUUUCAUGAGCUUUGGAUGCGUAGGUGUGUUUGGUUAACUUUUUUUGUUGCGGAUAAAAAGACUGUGAGAAUUUGAAUAUCAAAGCUUUUUUAGGGAGCUCUCAACUACUUAAAUUACAUGUUAAAGGUACGUAGGAUAAUGUGUUGCAAACCCGACCCGAAAUGGACUUCGAUUUAGAUUGGGUUAGUUUUUCCAUCAUUUCAGUUGGGUCGGGUCGAUUUCGGUUUAGCGUUUGUGAUUUUUAGGUCGGGUCGGGUCGGUUUAAACCAUCUUGUGAAAACCCGAAACAAACUGGAAAGAAAAACCUGAAACAGUUCGGAAAUUCACAUGGUGCAAUAUCUUACUACCUUGUCAACCAACCACACAAUUGUGCAUGUGGUUUGCGGCCUAGUCUAUAAUGUGUAGGCCCACCGGUAUGUCACGUUAAGUGUGUUCGCUGUACCGUACGGUACGAUUCUUUGCUGAGAGACGACGGUUUUCAAAACAAUUCACGCAACGUGGGUAGACGCGCUGGGUGGACAACAUCCGAGAAUGGUCAGGGUGUGACACCACCGCACUGAAAGCAGCAGCACUGGAAAGACGGGCUGUGGUGGGAGCGGAGCCAGAGAUUCCAGCUGUGUACAAUUUGAGGAGGACACCAGUGGCAAAUGCCUUUGUCUAAUGAAGGAAUGAAUGAGUUCUGGCACAAAAAGUGACACAAUGUUCGUGAAACAAAGGACACUUUGCCCAAGCCAGAUAUUCGUUUGUUUUUUCUGGUCGGUUCGGUUUUCCCCCUGAUUUUUUGUCGGGUCGGGAUUUUUGUUUUUCGUAACAUGCUGAAAAUCUUAAAUAGGGUGCAUAACAAAUACAUAUAACAUGUGCAAAGUGUCGCUCCGUGGUUUCCUACACAUUUUGAGAAAAAAAAGUGAAAACAUAGAAGCUGUUACUGCAUUGGUAUCACGCUUAUGCGCAUGCUGCACGCAUUCUUAAAGACAAAGCCUGCGCAAAUUUUGGGAACCUAUCAUCCCUUUGAUCAAGGUUUUCUCAUUAAAUUGGUGGGCCCAUUUCCGGGUAAUUACUUAUUUUCCUACGUGUCUUUAAACAGGUAAUACAUCUGCAAUUGAAUAAAUGGUGAUUGCUUGAUUUCUUUUCUUUCUUUGCUUCUACAUUUUGGGACUUUUUAAAUUAUUUUUUUUUUUUUUGUAAAAAAAUUGAGGUGCUCAGAUUUAGAUUAGUUAACUUUGAUUAGACAUUAAGAAAAGAAGCCAAUGAAGACUAGCACUCCUUUUGAAUGCUUGCCUGAAAUAAAUGUUUAUUAAAUCGGGUAUCCUUGAACAAAGGUCUGCACAUAAUGCCAAAUAACGAUACAGCAUUACGGCACUUUGGAAUACUUACUGUACUGCAAAAAUUGAACCAGUGUAAAAUGGAGUUUUGUGUACAUUAAAUAUGCAUGCACUGUUUCCACUUAUCAGUGCAGUCAUGUAAAUACACAUGUAAUGGUGAUGUUUUACGUCCCGGCCCCCAAAAAAUGCAAAAUCCAGUAACAAUGGUCAUGUACAUAUUUAAUGCUGUUAUUCUUUUUUUUGGCCUGCAAUACUGUACCUGUAUUUGAUUACUUUUUACAAGUAUGUUAUAUUUAUUCUGUUCAUACAACAUGUAAUUGAAUGAUUGUGUAUUAAUUAAAAAUUUGUCCAAAACACCUGUGGAUGAAGGUAAUGGGCAAUGUGAGAGUUUGAAGUGAA